Molecule: messenger RNA, 4086 nt
Organism: Phytophthora nicotianae INRA-310
Lineage: Eukaryota; Oomycota; Peronosporomycetes; Peronosporales; Peronosporaceae
Exons: 20
Coding region: 1-4086 (1361 amino acids)
Source: RefSeq, a predicted model, not a curated record
AUGGGAAUUUCGGAGGAUGAGGCAGAAGUAGAGGCGUUACUGCAGCAGAUUGCACUGGCCAAGCAGAAGGAGCUGCGACUCCGUGCCGAGAAGAAGCGGAUCCGCGACGAACUGAGCCAGCUGCAGGCGGGAACGCUGUGGUCGCGUGAGGAGCAGACGCAGAAGCAGCUUUUGGAAGUGCGACGAGCGAAGGAGCUGCUGGAGACGCAAAAGAAAACUGAAGAGGAGAAGCUCAUUAAGCUCAACGAUAAUCUCAAGGAGAAGGAACUGAAGUUUCGCAAGAGUGCGAAUAUCAAACCCAGUCCAUUCCAGCAAACCGCAGCGUCUGUGGUGGCUACAGCUACAAUAUCAUCUAAAUCGAAUGAAGAUCUGAACCAGAGAGAGGACAGGAAUAUUCGGGCGCAGGUGACAACCGACGCGAACCCUGAUAAACUUAUGCCUCGUGCGAAUACGUUGUCGCAAUCUCCGCAAGCCAGAUCCACUCAACUGUUAGCUCCUAACCAAGAGGCGGUCACGAAAGAUGAUGCGUUGCAGCACUUCCUUCGAAACAUCAACUGCGAUGAGCAACAAAAGCGGGUCGAAAGACUGCAAGCUGAGCUAGAGAAAGCAAGCUCCCGUCGCCAAGAAGCAAAUUUUGACACACCCUCAUUAACUGUUUCAAGAUGUACAAGCAGCAUGUUAAACGACUGUUCUAUGUCUUUGAUGAACCAUGACCACGAUGACAGUAGUGCACCAGACUCAACAACACAAGAUAGCAGCCGCAUAGCGGCGGUGACGAAAGCAGUCAAUAAGUUUAUUAACCUCAAGCCUCUAGACGCUCCUCAUCAGCCCCGUCACGCUUUAAGCAAAGAUGCAUCUCCAGUUACCAGUACUCAAACAGCAGACAGUUUACCAGCAGCACCACUCACCCAGCCAGCAGCUCAACCCAUCGCGCAACACCCAAGUUAUCUUCAGCAACUUGCAGUCCCCUGUUACCCCCACAGCUAUCUUUUCUCAACAACCUCGUUCUCUCCUUACCAAUUCUUCUCGCCCCCAAUUAUGCCGGUGUAUCCGUACGGUACUGGAGUUUCGUCGUGUUUUCCUGGUAGUCCCUAUCCAGCGGCACCUCCGUGGCUCCCAUCAUACCAGGUAGGAAAUGCUACUCCACUUGAGCAAUCGUCAAAGCCGUUGCUUAAUCAGCAAGAAGAAGAUAUUCGAAGAUUGGAGCGAGAUCUUGAAAUGCAGCGUUUCGCCAAUGAACAACAAGCCGAAGCAAAGGAAUUCGCUCGGCUCCAAAUCCGUAUUCAGGAGCUGCAAACCAAGAUUUCGACACUGACAGUCAAAAACGACAGUACUGACGCUUCGGCUGCCUCGCCUGCGGCUGACAACAACGAUGAUUCAGCUCUCAAAAGUUUGAAGAGGCAGCAUCUUGAAAAUCUAGCCAAGGUCCGAAACGAGCGGGAUCUCCUGGAAGAGCAAGAAAAGCUGGAAGACCUCAAAGAGCGAAUUCAGCGUCGAAGAGAGGAGAAAAAGCGCGAGCUUGAUCAUGAGGACUGGCUCGCCAAACAGAAGCGAGAGCUGGUUACGCUUCGAGUUCAGCGUGCGAUUCAACAUAACGACGUGAAAAAUAAUGGGCUGAAUUCAGAUAUCCAGGGAGAAUCUACAGCUUCAUACAGCCCAGAGAGUGGCUUUGCUCUGUUUUGGGACUUUGUUGAUAGGGUACCCACAACAACAACUGAUCUGCAGAUUACCUACGCUGUCUUCGAAGGCAAAAUUCUUCGUACACCAUUCAAAGUUGUGUCUACAAAUGAGACUAAGACGAUGAAUUCACAGCACAAGCUGUGCUUGUUUCUCUCUCCUAGUCAUAUCAAAAGGUUAGCAGCGGCUUUGGAACUACGCGUGGUUAUGGAGGUGACUUCGGUGGUUCAAAACGGUGCAAGUGGUGCACGUGUUCCAAUAAGUUUAGGCUGGACAGCCUUUGACAUUUUUAAGCUGACAAACGAGGGAGAGCUGGUAUUAUCGCUUGGGCUCUUCAAGCUUCCAGUGAAGCAGUCGUCGAUGCCUGACCCGUCCAAGGUUCAUGUCCUUCCUCCAACACCUGCGGAGUGCGGUGGCAUGAGGAUACAUAUCCGACUUGUGCACGGUGAAAGCAUUGAGGAGGCUUCCCAAAUGCUUGUGGACCCAGAACUGCAUGCAGUGCGAUAUCAACUUCCAGAAUCUGGGAAGGCACCUCCCAGACCACAGUCGAAGAGUAUGAUGGCAGGUAGAAGGACUCCGAUUACUCCCGCAAAGCCCCUGGAAGACCAAAAGCCAAGACCACCAACUACAACCGACUCACCGCCAUCAGUUGGUCCCCCAAAGCAAGAUUUUCUUGAUGUUGAGCACUUUCGCUCGCUUUCAUCAGCAUCCCCACGACCGUCUAGUACGCGUCCUCGCUCGAACAUUCCACCAACAAGUGAUAGGUCUCGAUUACCUCCUUUUCGUGAGGAUAGUAAUGCAGAGUCAGAUGAACCAUGGAUUCGCGUUGACAAGACCAGUGAAUUGCAAAGGCGUCUACUUGGCGGAAGCCCAUUCCAAUCUGGAGAUGGUUUCAACGUGUAUAUCGACGGCGGUCGUGGAUUUCCAGAUAGCGUCACCAUUUCCAAGGUAACAAUCGCAGCUCUUCACGCUGAUCGAACUCAAGUAGUAGCUGCAAAUGGCAGUACAUUUGCUGUGGCGGAGUCAGGUGCCUUUGAUCCAGUGUUCGACGCGUAUGUGGAGUAUCGCCAAGGCAAUUUUAAUCCGACACUUACGUUGGUUAUUCGCGUUGACAUAAUUGAGCUGGUGUCAAAGAGGCCAGUGAUCCUGGGAUAUUCCGUCUUUCCGGUAUUUCUCGACGUUGAGACUACUGACCAGCCUAAUCGCCCAAGUAUUCAUCAUUUCAUCUUGAACGAAGGGGGAUUUCAGCUACCACUGCAUACCCAAGUCCAGUCUGCCGAAGUGAAUCAGCCGUUGAAUGCAAAGUCAUGUGAAGAGUUUCCGCGAAUUCCUUGUGCUACGGUGCUACUGCGAGUUGUGAGAGCAAAAUUGUCAGGAGACGGGUUAGCGCUUCUUUCACGGAGUGAUCACCCGCCUAACGAAUGGGAGGCAAAGGGGUUGCAGAUACCUGCUCCUCAGUACUGUGAUCAGUUGUACGAUUCGUUGCGCUGUGUUCCUUCGGGCAUUGAAGAGAAGAUUUACUCGCUUCGGCAUAAGAACCGCAGAGCAAAGAUCGUAGCCCAAUGUCUUCAGCAGAUAUCGCUCAGUACAAAUGAAGCUCGAGAAAUGCUGAAGACCAAACCAGCGAAUUAUCUCGACCUCUCGUCUGCGCUCCGAUACGAUCCAGCAAUUGGAUUCCGAGUCGCAGUCGAUGCGUUGCACAACGUCAAGGCAAAAGGAGGACCGUUCUUUAAAGUUCUCUUCUCCGUGUAUCCACCUGGAUCCUUCUAUCAAGCGAUUCGGCUGACAGGGGACGUGCAUUUUACCACAACGACGGAGUGGACCAGUUCACAGACAUCACCCGAGUUUGACGACGGAUACAUGACUUUGAAAGAUUCACGUAGUGACCAGUUGCUGGCGGUACUUUUCGAUGUCCGAAGCGUGAAUCGGCAUCCUAAGACGGGCAAAAUCACGUCGCAGCAGUAUGGGUGGACGUUCCUCCCUGUUCUCGCACACUCCCGCUUUGUUAACGUGUGUUCCGUCCAACUCCCUCUCUUCCAGGGGGAGGUCAAUCUGAGCUUAUUGAAGGCAGCAACGGGUGGGUUGAACGCUGUGGUCGACGAUAUCGGAAAUGAAAAAGUGAAGCAAUUGAUUCCAGUUCCCGAGCCAGGAGCAUCAUUGUUCGUGCGGCUUCAAGAUCCUCAACUACCCCACUUGUCAACCGAACCGAUCGUUGAUGCGAGCAUCUCUAAGAUGAUUCCUCCCCGAAUGAGCGCAAAGUACGCUUAUGAUAACGCCAAAGUUGCAGCUAUAAAGAAGAAGACCCCACUUAGCAAACUAUUGCCAGCGGACGUCCCCGAGAAACAAUUCGAGAAGGAACUGAACGAGGCAUUCGCCCAGGAAAUGGGUAUCCGUCACUUGCUCUUCUAA